GGGGCGUCCCCAACGGCUCCCGCGGCGGUUUGACCUCGGGCCAGCUGGGGUUCGCUAGUUUCCUGCGUGGUGUGUCUGGGGUUCCACGCUUGGGGUCCGGCAGAGGGUCCGAAGUUUCCGAACGCAGCGGAGAUCGCGGCGUGCGCCGUCGUCGGUGGGUCUCUCUCACAACUAUGACUUCGGUGGGAACUAGAGAUGUUGCAAAGAAAGCAGAAUGGGGACCUUAACCAUUGACUUGUGUUUGGGAGAGUCUUCUUAUUUAAGCAGAAGCAAAUUUGUGGAAACAAAAGAGGAAAGAGGAUAGAAACAUUUUCUCUACUAAGAUUCCAUAGCAUCUCAUUUAAUUUCCUGCCAGUUUCUUCCAAUAAGGAAAUGGAGUCUAGUUCCUCAGACUACUAUAAUAAAGACAAUGAAGAAGAAAGUUUGCUGGCAAAUGUUGCUUCCUUAAGACAUGAACUGAAGAUAACAGAAUGGAGUUUGCAGAGAUUAGGGGAAGAGUUAUCUAGUGUUAGCCCACGUGAAAAUUCUGGUUAUGCCUCUAAUCUCUCAAGGUCUGAAAGGCUCGUUCUGGAAGAUCUUUCUCAGCCUAGCCAGCUUGGACUUUUGAAUUACUCAUCUUAUAAAAAAGUUUGUAAAAUGCCCAAUAGUGGUACUGAUGUUCAAAAAAAGCCAAGAGAUAAGAUGUCUUUUUCAUCUUCUACCCCUGUGGAUCAGGAAAUCAAAAGUCUUCGAGAGAAACUUAAUAAAUUUAGGCAACAGAAUGCUUGUUUGGUCUCACAGAAUCAUUCUUUAAUGACUAAAAUAGAGUCUGUCCACUUUGAAUUGACACAGUCAAGAGCAAAAGUCUUAGUUGUGGCACAUGGGAUCUUUGUUGAGGUUUCUAUGCUUGAACCUGCUCAACAACAGGCAGCCAUUGUACCAAUCUUAGAAGAACAGAUUAUAAAUUUGGAAGCAGAAGUUUCAGCCCAAGAUAAAGUUUUGAGAGAGGCAGAAGAUAAAUUACAGCAGAGUCAGAAAAUGGUGACUGAAAAGGAACAGAGUUUGCAGAAGUCCCAAGAGGAAUGUAUAAAGCUAAAGGUAGACUUACUUGAACAAAGUAAACAAGGAAAGAGAGCUGAACAACAAAGGAAUGAAGCACUAUAUAAUGCUGAAGAGCUAAGUAAAGCUUUCCAACAUUAUAAAGAAAAGGUGACUGAAAAACUGGAAAAGGUUCAAGCUGAAGAAGCAAUAUUAGAGAAAAAUCUAAUUAACUGUGAAAAAGAAAAUAAAAGGCUACAGGAAAAGUGUGGUCUAUAUAAAAGUGAACUUGAAAUUCUGAAAGAGAAAUUAAGGCAGUUAAAAGAAGAAAAUAAUAAUGGAAAAGAAAAAUUAAGGAUCAUGGCAGUGAAAAAUUCAGAAGUCAUGGCACAACUAACUGAAUCUAGACAAAGUAUUCUUAAGCUAGAGAGUGAGUUAGAGGAUAAAGACGAAAUACUUAGAGAAAAAUUUUCUCUGAUGAAUGAAAACCGAGAAUUAAAAGUUCAUAUUGCAACACAGAAUGAGAGACUGGAUUUGUGUCAGCAAGAAAUAGAAAGUUCAAGGGUGGAACUGAGAAGUUUGGAAAAAAUUAUAUCCCAGUUGCCAUUAAAAAGAGAAAUGUUUGGUUUUAAAUCAUCUCUGUCUAAGCACCAGAUGAGUAUUUUGUCAAACAAGGAAGACAGUUACAUUGGCUGCUGUGAGACAAAUAAAAUGGUGAUUUCGGAAUUGAGGAUUAAGCUUGCAAUGAAAGAGGCAGAAAUUCAAAAGCUUCAGGCAAACCUGACUGCUAAUCAGUUAUCUCACAAUCUUAUUGCUUCUAAUGACAACCAAGAAAGUGGCAAAUUAAAUAGUUUAGAAACAGAACCUGUAAAACUAGGAGGUAAUCAAGUAGAAAGUAUAAAAGAUCAAAAUCAACAUACUGUGAACAAGCAAUAUGAAAGAGAAAGGCAAAGACUUGCUUCUGGAAUAGAAGAAUUACGUGAUAAGUUGAUGCAGAUAGAAGCUGAGAAUUCUGACUUGAAGGUUAACAUGGCCCACAGAACUAGUCAGUUUCAGCUGAUUCAAGAGGAGCUGCUAGAGAAAGCUUCAAACUCUAGCAAACUUGAAAGUGAAAUGACAAAGAAAUGUUCUCAACUUUUAACUCUAGAGAAACAGCUAGAAGAAAAAAUUGUUGCUUAUUCCUCUAUUGCUGCAAAAAAUGCGGAACUAGAACAGGAACUUAUGGAAAAGAAUGAAAAGGUUAGAAGUCUAGAAACCAAUAUCAAUACAGAGCAUGAGAAAAUUUGUUUAGCUUUUGAAAAGGCAAAGAAAAUUCACCUUGACCAGCAUAAAGAAAUGGAAAAGCAGAUUGAAAGACUUGAAUCUCAACUAGAGAAAAAAGAACAACAAUUUAAAGAACAAGAAAAGACAAUAUCCAUGUUGCAGCAAGAUAUAAUAUGUAAACAACAUCACCUUGAAUCACUAGACAGACUCUUGACGGAAAGCAAAGGGGAAAUGGAAAAGGAAAAUAUGAAGAAAGAUGAAGCUUUGAAAAUAUUACAGAACCAAGUAUCUGAAGAAACAAUCAAGGUCAGACAACUAGAUUCAGCAUUGGAAAUUUGUAAGGAAGAACUUGCUUUGCAUUUGAACCAAUUGGAAGGAAAUAAAGAAAAGUUUGAAAAACAGCUAAAGAAGAAAUCUGAAGAAGUAUAUUGUUUACAGAAAGAGCUGAAGAUUAAAAAUCACAGUCUUCAAGAGACUACUGAGCAAAAUGUUAUCCUGCAGCAUACUCUUCAACAACAGCAGCAAAUGUUACAACAAGAGACAUUUAGAAAUGGAGAGCUAGAAGACAUUCAAACUAAACUUGAAAAACAGGUAUCAAAACUUGAACAAGAGCUUCAGAAACAAAGGGAAAGUUCAGCUGAAAAGUUGAGAAAAAUGGAGGAAAAAUGUGAAGCAGCCACAUAUGAAGCAGAUUUAAAAAGGCAAAAAGUUAUUGAACUUACUGGUACUGCCAGGCAAGUAAAACUUGAGAUGGAUCACUACAAAGAAGAACUGUAUAAAAUGGAAAAAGAAAUAAAGCACCUAAAACGAGAUGGAGAAAAUAAAGCAAUGCAUCUCUCUCAGUUAGACAUGAUAUUAGAACAGACAAAGACAGAACUAGAUAAGAAAACAAACGCUGUGAAGGAGUUAGAAAAGUUACAGCACCACACUGAAACUGAACUAACAGAAGCCUUGCAGAAACGGGAAGUACUAGAGACUGAACUACAAAAUGCUCAUGGAGAAUUAAAGAGUACUUUAAGACAACUCCAGGAAUUGAGAGAUGUUCUACAGAAGGCUCAGUUAUCAUUAGAGGAAAAAUACACUACUAUAACGGAUCUCACAGCUGAACUUAGGGAAUGCAAGAUGGAGAUUGAAGACAAAAAGCAAGAACUCCUUGAAAUGGAUCAGGCACUUAAGGAGAGAAAUUGGGAGCUAAAGCAAAGAGCAGCUCAAGUUACAUAUUUGGAUAUGACUAUUCGUGAGUACAGGGGAGAAAUGGAACAGAAAAUAAUUAAAUUAGAGGGUACUCUGGAGAAAUCAGAAUUGGAACUUAAAGAAAGCAACAAACAGAUAGAAGGUUUGAAUGAAAAAUUGCAAAAUGCCAAAGAACAACUUCGAGAAAAAGAGUUUAUAACACUACAAAAUGAACAGGAGAUAAGUCAACUGAAAAAAGAAACUGAACGGACACAAGAAAAGAUGAAAGAAAUGGAAAUUGUUAUGAAAGAGCAGGAACAGUACAUUGCAACUCAGUACAAGGAGGCCAUAGAUUUGGAGCAAGAAUUGAGGCUAUCUCGGGAGCAGAUGCAGAACUCUCAUACAGAAUUGGUGGAGGCUCAUCGUCAACAAGUCCAAGCACAGAGAGAAGUAGAAAGGCUGUCAAGUGAACUGGAGGAAAUAAAGCAACUCUCUAAAGAGAAAGAAGCUCAUGGAAAACAUUUAGCUGAAGAGUUGGGGGCUUCUCAAGUACGUGAAGCUCAGUUAGAAGCAAGAAUGCAAGCAGAAAUCAAGAAAUUGUCAGCAGAAGUAGAAUCUGUCAAAGAAGCUUAUCAUCUAGAGAUGAUUUCACAUCAGGAGAAGCAUGCAAAAUGGAAGAUUACUGCUGAUUCUCAAAAGACUUCUGUUCAGCAACUAAAUGAACAGUUAGAGAAAACAAAACUAGAAUUAGAAGAAGCUCAGGACACUAUAAGCAAUUUGCAUCAGCAAGUCCAAAACAGGAAUAAAGUAAUUGAAGCUACAAACGAAGCAUUACUUAUUAAAGAAUCAGAAUUAACCAGAUUGCAAGCCAAAAUUUCUGGACAUGAAAGGUCAGAAGACAUCAAGUUUCUACGAGCCCCAUUUACAUCUCCAGUAGAAAUUGCGCCUGAUAUUCAAGAUUCAAAAUUUGCUAAGCAUUCUCACACAGCUUUCUUCAAGUGUAGAAAACUACGUCGCUCUAUUAGUGCCAGUGACCUUAGUUUCAGAACUCGUAGUGAUGAAGAUCUUUCUGAAGAAUUACUGCAGGACUUAAAAAAAAUGCAAUUGGAACAACCUUCAACAUUAGAAGAAAGCCAGAAGGAUCUGACUUAUACCCAGUCAGACUCAUUUAAACCUCUCCCAUAUGACCUAGAAGAUGAUAGUUCUGAGAAUAAUGACUUCAGUACACUUAGUGGAAUGCUAAGAUAUAUAAACAAAGAAGUGAGACUAUUAAAAAAGUCUUCUAUGCAAACAGGUGCUGGUUCAACUCAGGGAGAAAAUUUGUAAUUGAAAGAAGACGUUGAUGUGAUGAAAAAUGGAAUUUUUGGUACUGUGCUGUGUUUACUUAUUAUAUACAGUUCAUACUUCACAGAAGCUGUUAUUUUAUUGCUUUUGAAUAAAUUUUAAGGUUUUUAAAGAAAGUUCUUUCUUCUAAAGCUUACUUAUACUUUUUGUGAAAAUUAAUUCACUUUAUUUAUUGUUUCGGUUUAAACUUGCUACUUUCCUUUUCUUUAUUUUUUAUGUAGAAAUCAUUGUUAAAAUGCAUAAUAAGUACAUUCAGACUACCAUAUUAUUUGCUUAUUUUUCUAGUGAUACUUUAUUUUUAAAACAAGUAAUAUGAAUUUAGAGUUCAUUCUGCCACAGGUUCAUAAUUGUACUAAUAAUGGCUAGCUUUUGUUGAAUGUUUACCAUUUAUCAAGCACUAUUUUAGGCAUUUUAUAUUUGAUAACUCAUUUAAUCCACAUGACAGUCUUGUACAUGCCUUAAUUUUAAAAUGCUUUAUUGCUAGUGCAGUUCCAGACCACUGCAGUAAAGUGAAUACACAGUAAACAAAUCAAGCAUAAUCAAAGUUAUGUUUAUAUAACUAUGUAUGUUAGUCUGUGUAGCAUUAUGUCUAAAAAAAAAUCAAUGUACAUGCCUUAAUUUUAAAAUGCUUUAUUGCUAACAAAUACUAAGCGUUAUCUGAGCCUUCAGCAUUCAUAUUCUUUUUUCUGGUGGAGGGUCUUUCCUCUGUCUUGGUGGUGGCUGAGGCUGGGGUGUCUGUGGCAAUUUAUUAACAUAAGACAACAAUGAAGAUUGCCGCACAGAUGGACCCUUCCUUUAACAAACAAUUCCCUGUAGCAUGCAGUGCUGUUUGACAGCAUUUUACCCACAAUAGGACUUCUUUCAGAAUUGGAGUCAAUCCUCUCAAAUCCUGCUUUAUCACCUAAGUUGACAUAAUAUUCUAAAUCCUUUGUUGUCACUUCAACAGUCUUUACAGCAUCUUCACGAGGAGUAGAUUCCAUCCCAAGGAACUACUCUGUUUGCUCAUCCAUAAGAAGUAACCCCUUGUUCAUUCAAGUUUUAUCAUGAGAUUGUGACAAUUCAGUCAAAACUUCAGGCUCCACUUCUGAUUCUAGUUCUCUUGCUGCUUCCUCCACUAAAGUCUUAAACCCCUCCAAGUCAUCCAGGAGGUUUGGGAUUAACUUCUUCCAAAUUCCUAUGAGUGUUAAUAGUUUGACCUCCCAUGAAUCACAGGUGUUCUUAAUGGUAUUUAGCAUGGUGAAUCCUUUCCAGCAGGUUUUCAGUUUACUUUGCACAGAUCAAUUAGAGGAAUCACUCACUAUUGCAGCUAUAGCCUUACAAUUUAUUUCUCAAAUAAUAACACUUGAAAGUGGAAAUUGCUCCUUGGUCCAUGCGCUGCAGAAGGGAUGCUGUGUUAAGCAGGCAUGAAGACAACAUUAAUCUCAUUGUACAUCUCCAUCCAAGCUCUUGGUGACCAGGUGUGUUGUAAAUGAGCAGUAAUAUAUUUUGAAAGGAAUCUUUUCUUCUGAGCAGUAGGUAUCAACAGUGGGAUUCAAAUAUUCAGUAAACCAUGUUGUAGACAGAUUUACUGUCAUCCAGGAUUUAUUGUUGCAUUUACAGAGUGCAGGCAGAGUAGAUUUAGCAUAAUUCUUAAGUGCCAUAGGAUUUUCAGAAUGGUAAAUGAGCAUUGGCUUCAACUUCAAGUCACCAGCUAUGUUAGCCCCUGACAAGAAAGUCAGCCUGUCUUUGAAGCUUUGAAACCAGGUAUUGACUUCUUCUCUCUAGCUAUGAAAGUCCUGAUGGCAUCUUCUUCCAAUAGAAGGCUGUUUAGUCUACGCUGAAAGUCUACUGUUUAGUGUAGCCACCUUCAUUAAUUAUCUUAGCUAGAUCUUCUGGAUAACUUGCAGCUUGUACAUCAGCGCUUGCUGAUUCACCUUGUACUUUGAUGUUGGGACAUGGUGUCUUUCCUUAAACCUCAUGAACCAGCCUCUGCUAGCUUCAUACUUUUCUUCUGCAGCUUCCUCACCUCUCAGCCUCCACCGAAUUGAAGAGAAUUAGGGCCUUGAUUAUGCUUUGGCUUAAGGGACUGUUGUGACUGUUUUUAUCUUCUAUUCAAAUCACUAAAACCUUUUUCAUGUCAACAAUAAGCAACAUAAAGUACCUAGGAAAAAAUUUAAUGUAAGACAUGAAGACCUGUAUAUUAAAAAGUUCAAAACACUGCCAAGACAAAGAUUUAAAGAGAUAGAGAGGGCUUCC
Delphinapterus leucas (beluga whale) is the source of this 7032-nucleotide messenger RNA. Lineage: Eukaryota; Metazoa; Chordata; Mammalia; Artiodactyla; Monodontidae. The record is from RefSeq and is a predicted model, not a curated record.